AUGUUCAGUUUAGCCAUGUUUCUUGGUUCUUACUUAUCCGGCCUUGUUCCACUUGCAUUUACUCUUUCUGAAACUAAAAUGCGUUAUGUUACCGUACUUGGCGCUGGUCUAUUAGUUGGUACAGCUCUGGCAGUAAUUGUUCCUGAAGGCGUUCAUGCACUUUAUAUGAGUGAAUUAGAAACGAAUCAAAUGCAAACUCAACAUGAAUUUCAUUCUGAUCAUAAAGUAGUUGGUCGUCAUUUGAAUCAAGUUGAUAGUAAAGUGGAUACUGACAUAAAAAGUGAUAUUUUACCACCAGCUCAUCAACAUACAGCUGAUCGACCAAGAGAAUUAGGUUCAGAACUUGGACAUAAACAUACAGAUACAACACAUUCAGCUAUAGGUAUUACAUUAGUACUUGGUUUUGUUUUUAUGUUAAUUGUUGAUAAUUGUGGUUCAAGAAUAAUACGACAUCAUGGAAAUCAAAUACUUGAUACAUCUGGUUCAAUUCUUCUUUCGAAACCAAAAGCAUCAUGGACAGCUACAUUAGGUCUUGUUGUACAUGCAGCAGCUGAUGGAAUUGCUUUAGGUGCAGCAUCAGCAACAAGUCGACUUAACGUUGAAGUAAUUGUAUUUAUGGCAAUUAUGCUUCAUAAAGUACCAGCUGCAUUUGGUCUCGUGUCAUUUUUAAUGUCUGAUGGUGUUGAUCGUAAACGUAUUCGACGUCAUUUAUUAAUCUUCUCUUUAGCAGCACCAUUAAUGUCUAUAUUUACCUAUGUUUUAUUGAAAAGUAGAAUUCAUGACACAUAUUCUGUGGAUUCAACUGGUUUAGCGAUGUUAUUUAGUGCCGGUACAUUUUUAUUUGUUGCUACUGUACAUGUCUUACCCGAAGUACAAUCUCAUUAUGAAGAUCGACAAUUUCGUGUUGUCGAACUUCUUAUUCUUAUUAUUGGAUGUUGUUUUCCGAUUAUUCUUUCAAUGGGACAUAAACAUUAA
Messenger RNA from Adineta steineri, 975 nucleotides. The record is from the annotation of a GenBank genome assembly. Lineage: Eukaryota; Metazoa; Rotifera; Eurotatoria; Adinetida; Adinetidae.